Molecule: messenger RNA, 2840 nt
Organism: Amoebophrya sp. A25
Lineage: Eukaryota; Dinophyceae; Syndiniales; Amoebophryaceae
Source: the annotation of a GenBank genome assembly
AUGGAUCUUCCAACAGCGAGUGAGGCGCCGAAGACGAGCCGUGGACUGGCGCUCGCAGAGCAAAAGGAGGAUCCAGGAGGACCCAACCAGGCUGCAUUUCUUGUGUCGAGCACUUGGGAGGAGUUUCUCGGUCUCUCCCUUCUGAGAAGUACCACUUCUAGUAAGGGGGCGAAAGCCGAAGACGAAACCGAGAAGCCAAGUGCGAAGAAAGUGGCGAGAGUUGCGUUCCGGAUUCGUAGCGCAGACACCGCAAAUAUGAUGGGUAAAACCGAGUUGGUGUUCGUGGACCGAACCUUCGGCGACUGUGGGGACUACUAUACGGGGGCGUCGGAUUUCUUCUACCGCGCUCUCUUCGGGGUCGGACAAGAGUGGGAACUAAAAGCCAAGGCCACGGUCGAGGUCGAGGUAAGCAGAUCUAGUCGUCGUUUUCUCCACUUCGCCUUUCUAAAUCUUACUUUGCCUCGCUCUUUUUGAUCUUGUCUCGAUGCGAAAUUAUUGCUUGUCUAGAAUAUCGGUACAACUACAAUGUUCCGGACUUUUCCAGGUUUACGUGGAAACGACUGAAGCCUUGGCAGAACUAGCGCGGCUUUAUGAAAAAAGAGGAACCAUGGGUGGCAAUGUGCCGCCGAGUGCGAUUGACUCCGAGACUCUCGAGCUGAUCGAUCGCGUCAGCCAUUCUGGCAGGUAACUUGCAACUUUUACUUUAUACGAGGCCUUUUCAAUCUUUUAAUAUUUUUGUCGGAACGUUGAAGAGUGAAAUAGAACUGCAAGUCCACAGAGAACUUCUUCAUACCUUAAUAUACUCUUUUGUUUCACAAAAUGUUCUCUUUCAACACAGCUCGGAAAAAGAAACCUAUAUGGACGCGUAUGUGCGUGCCACCAAGGGCGCGUUGGCGGGAGGUGUAUUGGCCGCUCGAUUUCGCAUAGCAUUUAAGGGCCGCGUACCGUUUCCCGCGACGUCUGCCGUUAGAGUCGAGUUCCACGAAAUUCGUCUACUAGGUGGAGCCAACAUUAAGGCACGCAGGUUAUCAAGAAUGUCGCCGGGAUACUAAAGAUUGAAGAUCAAUUAUAGGGCUAGGAUCCUGGUUUGGGUUUCGGUCGCUCUAGAGUUGGACUAGUUACACAAGCUGCUCAAUAUUCCGAGCUGUGUACAGCUGCCUCGAAAGAACGCGAACCGCAUGAGCAUCUCCUUUAAUGAUAGUUGUCUUGUUCCUGGACCCGGCGCCAGCGCGUCCUCGCAAGCGUGCACGGGACGGGGAGCGCGGCGUUUGCUUUUUACCUUUCUUGUGCAGAUCCAUCGUGUCCUGUCUCUGCAACUUUUAGCGUUUGCCAAACAUCGUCUGGCAUUAGCCGAGGGUCUUCAACAGAAUUUUGGCAGCGGUGCGGUGGAACAAGAGAACGUACUACACAAGUCUACUGACUCUUGUGUCAUUGGUAGUGGUGCUCGCGGACACGAUGCCAAUGCUGAGCAGUACAGUGUAGCUAGCUGGCCUAGACCACAGCAUACAGGAUCUGUUGUCGUAGGAAGCGAAAAAAUUACCGGAGCUGGGCAAGGUUGUGCUGCAAAGACAGGAGACGUUGGUAGUACAACUUCAUCUGGGCUAGAACAACAGGACAUUGACAAUAAGGUUGCUCCAAGAAAGCGUGCGACACCAGGCGGGUUUUCACCAACCCAUAAUAUGGAUGCCUUCGUUGCGCAAACGUAUGUAAGUGACGAUGAGCAAAGACGGAAAUGUGGUGACAGCAGCGCAAGUCUGCAACGUAGAUCCGCAUCGGCGUGCGGCCAAUCGGCAACGCUAGCUUAUGCCACCCGGAAAAAGAUGCAUUGGGCGACGCAGUCCAGGCCAGUGGUCAACUGGGCUCCUUCGGGAGGAAUGCAGACGGCGCCAGGAACUCCUUGGGUUGCCGGCGACACAGGUGGUAGUAGCGAUCGCGGCAGCAGUUGGGGGAUUGAGACGGCUCCUCGAGGCGAUAUGUGCGCGCCUGGGUGGAACAGUAAUCUACACAGCUCGUCGCGGAAGAAUAUAGCAACACCAGCUAGCCCACAUACUGGCAGCCCGAGGAUAGGACCACCCCGGAGUUCGAGAAUGAGCAUGAUCCCAGGCCUGUCGUCGCUUAUGUGCUGCAUGAGCAGGAGUCAAAGUGAGACAGGGCCACUACCAAUCGCAAUGCUGCGCGUGUAAUCCGAAAUAGUCGUGAAGAGUAUCGUACCUGUGGUGUUCCCAUCGGUUAUUAUUUUUCCAUCGUGUUAUAGCUAGAAAUAACCGGGCAGUUUUCCUUCCACUUUAAUCCCUCCAAUCAACAGAUUGUAGGUAAAAUCCUAGUUUCUGUUUCAUUUUCGCAUAGAGGUACAAGAUCAUAUUCGACAUUAUGAGAAAGCCCGAUUCUGGCCAUAGAUACAAAGCCCGAUUCUGGCCAUAGAUACACGGUAGACCUGGUCAGGCUUUGCACACCGCACGUAUCGAAGUGCCAUUAGAUUUUACCUUCAAUAUAUCGUCGAGGAUUUUUACUGAGAAUACCCAUAUGAAAAUAUGCGUCAUCGGUUCUUUACCACGCUUCUGUCCCUCUUGCACGAUUCUUUUUCUACGAGGUUUUAAGGUCCAUGCUCGAAGGAUUUUGUUUCGUUUUCGUGUCCAUAAGCUUCUUGACGUUUUUCUUCUCUUAUCACCGCAAUCCGUUGCAACUCUUAUUUGCAUCCUCAGUGCUGAAGCGAAUGCAUCUGACGGGGACUGACCUCGAUUAAUUCACUAGUAUUUGGAGGUACCUACGGGUAGUAACGAGCGCAAUCAUACCAUUAUGAAUAUUUUCCCCACGACGAGAAGCUACUUACGACUGAGUGC